AUGAAGAGAACCAGAGCUCACAGCGCUUGUGAACAUUGUCGCUUGAAGAAGACGAAAUGUGACGAAGCCAGACCUAGCUGUAGUCAGUGCAAAACUCGAAACUUACAAUGCACAUACAAAGACUCCGUUCCAACAAAGCUGGAGAGGACGUUAUCGCUGUUAUUUCAAAGGAUAGAAAACGAAAAUUCUAAACUAGAACAAGUCAAGCGUGCUUCGCAUCAUCUUGAAGAAACAGAACCUUAUAUGAUUGGAGGAUACGAAUUCGAUGAGGUGGAGGUAGAUUUGAACGAAAUUAAAGGAUCGACAACCCCAGACGAAAGAAAUAGAAUAAUCUAUUUGGAAGAGCAGUACUCACUUAAAGUCGAGUAUAAUUUUAAUAGUGCUUUAAUUAAAAAGCUCAAAGAUGCCUAUUUGCGACAUAUAUAUCCAGUGUUUCCAUUGCUAUGUGAACAGAAACUUUCAGAAUUAUCGCAAGAUGUCUCUCAAAAGGGAUUACAAGCAGAUUUCGAAACUUUCAUCCUUUUGCUGGUGUUGGCUUUGGGUGCGAUCAGUUUGGCUGAGGAAAAUGAUAGUAUUUCCAAAGAGAAUUUUUGGAAUAAUCCCAAUUACCAGGUGGCUCAUCGCCAGGUAGACCCACAACCAGGGUGGUCUUAUUUUUGGUUGGUUUUGGGAAUGAAAUCUCGUUUAGUGAGUUCAUCCACUGAUAAUUUGAGUCUUGUAAUGAUCCCAUUACUCUGCUCAUUAUAUUUUUUGAAAUUAGGAGACAUCGUGUCACAUUGUGAUUACUUACAAGAAGCCUGCACCAAGCUCAACAAACAAUUAUUUCGGCUUAAACAAAGUCCGUCUAUAGGCUCAUAUAAUCAGCUUUAUGUCGAUACUUUGAGGCGCAUUUUUUGGGUAUGCUUAGACUUGGAACGAAAUAUGGCAAAUAUGGCUUCAAUUCCGAAGUCAGAGUUGUCCUCACUACAACAAUGGUUAGCUUUGCCUACAGGUUGUAAACCCAAGUUCCCAUUUGAUAGCAAUGAAAGUUAUGCGUUUUGUUAUAUGAGCUCCAUUAUAUGUUGUCAAAUAUCCGUGAUAAGACGACCUUAG
Komagataella phaffii GS115 is the source of this 1092-nucleotide messenger RNA. RefSeq lists its product as hypothetical. Lineage: Eukaryota; Fungi; Ascomycota; Pichiomycetes; Pichiales; Pichiaceae. The record is from RefSeq and is a predicted model, not a curated record. The transcript has 3 exons. Bases 1 to 1092 code for a protein of 363 amino acids. Gene Ontology annotation, biological process: regulation of DNA-templated transcription. Gene Ontology annotation, molecular function: zinc ion binding; DNA-binding transcription factor activity, RNA polymerase II-specific.